This is a messenger RNA of Cyphellophora europaea CBS 101466, 543 nucleotides long. RefSeq lists its product as uncharacterized. The transcript has a single exon. Gene Ontology annotation, molecular function: structural constituent of cell wall. The record is from RefSeq and is a predicted model, not a curated record. The coding region runs from base 1 to 543 and encodes 180 amino acids. Gene Ontology annotation, cellular component: cell wall. NCBI's taxonomy places the organism in Eukaryota, Fungi, Ascomycota, Eurotiomycetes, Chaetothyriales, Cyphellophoraceae.
AUGUAUCGCACUGUGCUACUUGCUUCAGUCGCUACUUUGGCUGCGGCCCAAAGCGCUGUCACGGUCGAUGCUGUGAGCCAAAUCGGCGAUGGCCAAAUUCAAGCUCCUACUGGCCCGAUACAAGAGUCUUCAGAUGCAGUACCCACAGUCUCAACACCCGCCAGCAUCGCGACAGACACAGCUCCUUAUAGCAAUCCAUUCACCGUCUACACGAGCCAAACGAACGAAUGGGGUGUCAUCACAGGAAUGCCAACAGUAGUCACGUCCCAACCUGCGGUCGUCACUUCGCAGCCAUCAGUUGAGACCUCUCAACCAGUCAGCCCAAUUCACAGCUAUGCCAAUUCGACGACCCUUCAAACCAGCACUACUGCCUCGGAGACCGCCUCUGAAACCGAAACCGAAUCUGACACGACCAGCGCCACCAGCUCUGCUGGCUCAAGUCCGUCUGUCGCUCCUGUGAACGGGAAUGGCGCAGACACCAAUCGCGUUGCAGGAGCUGGCCUCGCCCUGGUAUUGGUGUCGAUUGGCUUUUUUAUGCUAUAA